Messenger RNA from Wallemia ichthyophaga EXF-994, 582 nucleotides. RefSeq lists its product as uncharacterized. Lineage: Eukaryota; Fungi; Basidiomycota; Wallemiomycetes; Wallemiales; Wallemiaceae. The transcript has a single exon. The coding region runs from base 1 to 582 and encodes 193 amino acids. Gene Ontology annotation, molecular function: structural constituent of ribosome. Gene Ontology annotation, cellular component: mitochondrial large ribosomal subunit. The record is from RefSeq and is a predicted model, not a curated record. Gene Ontology annotation, biological process: translation.
AUGUCGAGCCUAACGCGUAUAAGGAAGAAUUAUUUGAACAGUCUCUAUAAAAAUUUAUUAUCCAAUCAAAACCUCUUGUUCUACCAGUUUAAUAAUUUCAAUGUUUCUCAGUUGAGUGGGUUGAGGGGGGUUAUAGACAGCGAGACGAAUGGGAAGGCUUCGUUGACCGUAAUCAGAUCGGGUGUAUUUAGAGGAUUAUCCAGCGACCCGAACCUUAAGCAGCUCCUCACUGGCAACUGCUGCGUUGUGUCUUUCACCCAUAUAGACCCUCCAACCAUCAAAUCCAUUUUGCAGAAAACAGAUUCAAUCAAGUCCAAUAGCAGGUUUAGACCGCUUCCCUUGUCCAUCCAAAACACAGACACCAUCCCCGCCAACCCAAAGAUGCUCCUUCUUGGCGGUCACAUCGGCAACGCCACCGUUGACCCAUUCCACAUCAGACACCUCGCUAACCUCCCUUCUUUGCCUCAAAUACACUCCCAAAUCCAUUCCAUCAUAUCAAACCCAUCCGCCUCUAUCCACUCACACAUCUCCAACCCCUCCUCCCGCUUACACUCCCUCUUAAAAUCCCAUUCUCAGCAAUAG